AUGCCAGAUCGCGAACACCGCACCUCGUCGAACGACUACACCCGCGACGAGAAGCACCGCGACAGCGGUGAAGACAAGCAGGAGAACAUCCGCCUCCAGGUCCAUUACCCAGAUGACCUCGGCGAAGGCCUGGCUCCCUCCUACAAGGCUGCUCUCCCGAUAGAGCGCAGCGACUCGGGUGGACUAGUCACCAUCUCCUCCCGUGCUUCAUCCAUCGCCGGAACCGAUGGCGAUGAAAGCGAGGACUACGACUGGUCCGGGGAGGAGGAUCUGGUCAACGAGGAGGCCAAGUUCGAGCAAAAAAUGGGUCUGAAGCCCAAGCCCGAGGGCUGGGGCCCAAAGAGGGUUGCUACCUUCCUCUUCUCGACUCUCAUAGGCUCCGUCUUCGUCUCAUCUCUGCUGGUUGCUGGUCCCAUUCUGGUCCACUUCCUUUGGUAUGUUCCGCACAAGACGGCCCACCGCCGCUAUGUCCUCGAUAACGUCGAAGCCUGGCUCUUCUGGGCCGCUGCCAACUUGCUCAUCUCCUGGUUCCUCGGCUUCAUCAUCGACAUCGUUCCCGUUGUCGUUCGCGGCUUCAUAUCAUUUGUUUGGGGCCACGUCUCAGAGUACGUCAAGAGUCGUAUCGAGAUGUACAACAGUAUCAAGGAUACCGCCAAGCCUGUGUUUUAUGCAGCCAGUGGAUGGGUCAGCUGGGUGAUCAUCUUCGGGGGCAUAUACAAACUGUACGACGCCCACAAUCCCAGCGACAGUCGGGCCUCAUACACACAGCGGGUCUUUGAAGUGGUCGAAUUCCUCUUUUUCUUCGCGCUGGUCAUUUCCGCCUCACGUAUGAUCUCACAUUUCAUCGCCUUCGCCUUCCACCGCACUGCUUACAAGGAACGCCUCGACACUCUUACCGAAGCGUUGAAGGUCAUCGAGGUCCUCCGUAACUAUCGUCCAGCCCGCGCGUCGUACCGCGCAUCGCGUCAAAUCGGCCGCGGCUUCGGUCUCUUCACCCCGUUCGGGGAGAAGCAGCCGAACGGUUACUUCUCAUCCCGUUCCUCAACACCCGAGCGGCUUGGCGGGAACGGCGAUGGCGAUUCUCCGGCUGGUGCGAAAAAGGGCAAGGGCAAGCAGGCUUCGCGGCAGGCCCAUUCCAAGUCGCCGUCCGCCUCGCGUGCGGUCUCGCCCUCGCCUCUCGCGCACGGUGCAACCGGCUCGCCCCACACGUACCCCCCGGGCACCUCUCCGAGGCGAUCGGUGGAAGACGAGGACCCGAAGGUCGCGAUACGUGCCGCCAAAGCGCUCAAGUCGGCCGUACUGCACGAUGCGCGAAACAUCAAGGGCAAGGGUAGCGAGCUCACCGGGCUCGUUUGGGACGUCACCUCCGCGCACGAAGCCAAACGACUUGCACGCGCUAUCUACAACGCGUUCCGGCCGCCCAACGGUGGGCGCAAGUACUUGCUUCCCGUUGACUUCCACCCGGCCUUCAAGACCCCGCAGGAGGCCGAAGCAGCAUUCAGGGUGUUCGACAAGGACAACAACGGAGACAUCUCCCGCGCCGAGAUCAAGACCACGCUCCUGCAAGUGUACAAGGAACGCAGAUUCCUCAGCCGGAGUAUGCGCGACGUGGGGCAAGCGCUCAAGACCCUGGACCAAAUCAUCUUAUUCUUCGCCCUCGUCAUCCUCUUCUUUAUCUCGCUGUCAGUAUUCGGAGUGAACGUGGGCAGCAGCUUGACGAGUGUAUACACCCUUGGUAUCGGCCUCAGCUUCAUCUUUAAGAAUUCGGCCAGUAACGCCUUCGACGCGGUCAUGUUCUUGUUUGUGACGCAUCCAUUCGAUACGGGAGACCGCUGCUUCAUCGAUGACGAGAACUUGGUGGUGAAGAAGAUGGGCCUGUUCGCAACCGUCUUCACGCGCGCAGACGGCAGCGAGACAUAUUACUUCAACAGUCUCCUCUUCACCAAAUUCAUUACGAACCUCCGUCGAAGCGGCAACACGUUCGAGAACUUGACGAUGCAGGUUGCAUGGAACACGCCAAUGUGGAAGUUGGACGCACUCGAGAAGGAGAUUAACGAGUGGCUUGAGACGGAAGAGAACCGGUGGUUCGUACCCAACACGAGUAUAACCCCGCAGAAGAUCGAAAACCAGCGGUAUCUGGAGGUCACGAUUGGUAUCGGGCAUAAUGGGACAUGGCAAGAUUGGGGCCUCCGCAUGGCGCGGAAGACUGCCUUCCAUGCCGCUGUGCAACAUUAUUGCAAGCAGCUCGGCAUCACGUGCUACGACAGUGCCAAACCAAUCGUCUGGGCCGACACCGACAAUGCCUCGUACGCUCUGCAGACUCCACCUGCUGUCGGAAACGACACGAGCCCUGGCGCUGUACCUCCCUCGCCGGGCAGCAGGAACGGCGCUGGUGCUGGAGGCGAGGGCGACUACGAGAUCAAGUCGUUCAACACUCCCGUGCUCGGCUUCUUACCUCCGCAGAACGAGCGCAACGCCGUCCGAGUGCGGAAGAGCAAGAGCAGGAAGGCGGCGCAGCAGCAGCGCAAUGCGAUUGGUGGUGGCGAUGGCUGA
Punctularia strigosozonata HHB-11173 SS5 is the source of this 2553-nucleotide messenger RNA. RefSeq lists its product as uncharacterized. The transcript has 7 exons. Bases 1 to 2553 code for a protein of 850 amino acids. The record is from RefSeq and is a predicted model, not a curated record. Lineage: Eukaryota; Fungi; Basidiomycota; Agaricomycetes; Corticiales; Punctulariaceae. Gene Ontology annotation, biological process: calcium ion transmembrane transport; intracellular calcium ion homeostasis. Gene Ontology annotation, molecular function: calcium channel activity; calcium ion binding. Gene Ontology annotation, cellular component: membrane.